ACGCGUCGGGACUCGGCUACAAAAGACGACGGCUGCGGCGCGCCGGGCGGAACUUUCCAGAACGCUCGGUGAGACGCGGAGGAGCGGCGGCUACCCGAGCUGCGCCCAGCAACGCGCUCCUUCCCGCUCCCCCACAUCGGCCUCGGCCCUCUCACCGGCUGUAGAAAAUGGUGAAAGAAACCACUUACUAUGAUGUUUUGGGGGUCAAACCCAAUGCCACCCAAGAAGAACUGAAAAAGGCCUACAGGAAACUGGCCUUAAAGUACCACCCUGAUAAGAAUCCAAAUGAAGGAGAGAAGUUUAAACAGAUUUCUCAAGCUUAUGAAGUACUCUCUGAUGCAAAGAAAAGGGAAUUAUAUGACAAAGGAGGUGAACAGGCAAUUAAAGAAGGUGGAGCUGGUGGUGGUUUUGGCUCCCCCAUGGACAUCUUUGAUAUGUUUUUUGGAGGAGGAGGAAGAAUGCAGAGAGAAAGGAGAGGUAAAAAUGUUGUGCAUCAGCUCUCAGUAACCUUAGAAGAUUUAUAUAAUGGUGCAACAAGAAAACUAGCUCUGCAAAAGAAUGUGAUUUGCGAUAAAUGUGAAGGCCGAGGUGGUAAGAAAGGAGCAGUUGAGUGUUGUCCCAAUUGCCGAGGUACUGGAAUGCAAAUAAGAAUUCAUCAAAUAGGACCUGGAAUGGUUCAGCAAAUUCAGUCUGUGUGCAUGGAGUGCCAGGGCCAUGGGGAACGGAUCAGUCCUAAAGAUAGAUGUAAAAGCUGCAAUGGAAGGAAGAUAGUUCGAGAGAAGAAGAUUCUAGAAGUUCAUAUUGACAAAGGCAUGAAAGAUGGCCAGAAGAUAACAUUCCAUGGUGAAGGAGACCAAGAACCAGGACUGGAACCAGGAGAUAUUAUCAUUGUUUUAGAUCAGAAGGACCAUGCUGUGUUUACUCGGCGAGGAGAAGACCUUUUCAUGUGUAUGGACAUACAGCUGGUUGAAGCACUGUGCGGUUUCCAAAAGCCAAUAUCUACUCUGGACAACCGAACCAUUGUCAUCACCUCUCAUCCAGGUCAAAUUGUCAAGCAUGGAGAUAUCAAGUGUGUGCUAAAUGAAGGCAUGCCAAUUUAUCGUAGGCCAUAUGAGAAGGGUCGCCUCAUCAUCGAAUUUAAGGUAAACUUUCCUGAGAAUGGCUUUCUGUCUCCUGAUAAACUCUCUUUGCUGGAAAAACUCCUACCUGAGAGGAAGGAAGUAGAAGAGACUGAUGAAAUGGACCAGGUAGAACUGGUGGACUUUGAUCCAAAUCAGGAAAGACGGCGCCAUUACAAUGGGGAAGCAUAUGAGGAUGAUGAACAUCAUCCCAGGGGUGGUGUUCAGUGUCAGACCUCUUAAUGGGGCCAAUGAAUAACACUGCUGGCAUUUUAUGUGCAGUAGUGAAUGAGUGAAGGACUAUAAUCAUAGCUCACUACUUGCUAUUGUUUUUGUUUUAAUAUUCAACUAUAGUAGUGUUUUAAAAGUUAAAUGAAGAAUAAACUCAAAUAUAAAAGCUCUGACUUUGCCCUGUAUGUAUGAUGACUUCAGUGUGGAAGAUAAGUUUAAUAUUUGUAAAAACUGCUUUCAAAAAAAAUCUCCCCUAGCAUUUGUUAGGCCAUACCUUGUAAUUAAUUUCAGUUCUAUGUAUAUGAAAUAGCUCAGACUGAAAUGCUAGGUGUAUGUAUUGACUUCAGUGUAUCACCCUUAAUUGUUAAGCUAUGAAGUUAAAACUUGUAUUUAAUUGGCAUUCAGACAAAGAAUUUGUAGAGAAGUGUUGGUCUGUAGUUAUGUUAAGUGGGAUUCAUUGUGAUGCCUCUGCAUUUAUUGCCUCAACUGUUACUUGAAGAUGGCAUGCUAUGUAAUUUGGCCUGUGGUAUCAGUGAUAGAAAGGAUACCUCUUUAAAGAAGGGGUUUAUCAUAUAUGCUGCUGCUUGAGGGCUUGCACUUGUAGAAUUGCAUUCCCUUCUGUGCCAUCUUUUUUUUUCCUUUUAAAAAAAAAUAUGUAUAUGCAUAUAUAUAUAUAUGCAUAUAUAUAUAUAUAUGUAUGUAUAAUAUCAGUCCUGGUUAUACUUUUUUUCCUUCUCUUUGGACCAUGAUAAGCUUCAGAGUAGUGGCUUCGGGAGCAGGGUAACUUACAGUGAAGAGACAUUUAUGUGGAGAAGUUUGCAUGUAUGAGAUAGGAAGGUUUUUGUUUUUUUUUUUUUGUUUUUUUUUUUUUAAGGUAUGUUACAGGCUUACUUUAAAUAACUUAACGCUCCGAAGUAACUGUAAUUUAAUGUUGGUAGUAUAGCAAAUUAUGAUGAAUAGCUUUAAUUGUAUGUUUAAAAAGUCAUGUUCACAAGCUUAAAUCUGGUUAUCAGAAUUAAGCAUUUGGAAUGUAUGAAUGUGUCCUUAAUAUACUGAUUACAAAGCA
Molecule: messenger RNA, 2415 nt
Organism: Lutra lutra (Eurasian river otter)
Lineage: Eukaryota; Metazoa; Chordata; Mammalia; Carnivora; Mustelidae
Gene: DNAJA1
Product: DnaJ heat shock protein family (Hsp40) member A1
Exons: 9
Coding region: 168-1361 (397 amino acids)
Biological process (GO): response to heat; protein refolding
Cellular component (GO): cytoplasm; cytosol
Molecular function (GO): ATP binding; Hsp70 protein binding
Source: RefSeq, a predicted model, not a curated record